CCUCUCUCUACUCUGUUCUUAUCUUCUCUGCUUUCAAAAAAAAAAAAACCUCUUACAAACAAAGGAGCCAAAGAAAGUAAACAUAUCAAACACUUGCAUACUUAUCCACUUCCUGUAUUGGGUGUUUCUAUAUCUAUAUCCAAAUCCCACCUCUUCAAACUAUUUUUAUCAAAACAUGGGACGCUCGCCUUGUUGUGAAAAAGCACACACCAACAAAGGUGCCUGGACCAAAGAGGAAGACCAGCGCCUCAUAGACUAUAUCCGAGUCCACGGUGAAGGUUGUUGGCGUUCUCUUCCAAAAGCCGCAGGAUUACUUAGAUGUGGCAAGAGUUGCAGAUUGAGGUGGAUAAACUAUCUGCGCCCUGAUCUCAAGCGUGGCAAUUUCACUGAGGAAGAAGAUGAACUCAUCAUCAAGCUCCAUAGUUUGCUGGGAAACAAAUGGUCUUUGAUUGCUGGAAGAUUGCCCGGAAGAACAGACAAUGAGAUCAAGAACUAUUGGAACACACACAUCAAACGCAAGCUCGUAAGCCGUGGCAUAGACCCUCAAACUCACCGUCCUCUCAAUGAAAUCACCACCACCACCACCACCACCAACACAGUCCUAACACCAGCAGCAACAAUUUCCCACUUAGAUUUCAGCAGCAACAAUUCGUCUCUACCAUCUUUACCUGUAUCCAAGCUCAACCUCAUGAAGAACAGCCAGACAAACAACACGUACAACUACAACAACAUCAACAACUUUAGUUCUACAACAAUUACAGUACCCACGUUGAAUUACCCAAAGAUAGAGCCACUUGAAGAUGUUAAUUGCACUAGUAGUGGCACAACAACCGAGGAAGAACCACCACAACAAAUAGUACAACAACAAAAGCAAGACAAGUUUGAUGAGAGUGAGCUAAACUUGGAACUUUCUAUUGGACUUAGGCCGGUUCAGACAGAGUCAACCAGGGUGUCAAGUGCAAACACAGCCGAGUCAAAGCUACAGCAAGUUCAUGGUGGUUAUAACCAGUUGUUUGGGACAGUGCAAUCAGCCAUGGUAGCACAGGCAGUGUGUUUGUGUUGCCAAUUAGGGUAUCAGAGCAGUAAUAGUACUGAGUUGUGUAUGAAUUGCAAGAAUUCUAAUGGGCUCUACAGAUAUUACAGACCUUUGAAUUCAUAAAUUUUUUUUUUUUUGAUAAGCUAUUUUCCUUUACAGUGAUGUACAAAUUUUACUACAUCAAUAUUACAAAGGGACUUAAUUA
This is a messenger RNA of Quercus lobata, 1241 nucleotides long. Its product is annotated as transcription factor MYB8-like. The transcript has 3 exons. NCBI's taxonomy places the organism in Eukaryota, Viridiplantae, Streptophyta, Magnoliopsida, Fagales, Fagaceae. Bases 176 to 1159 code for a protein of 327 amino acids. The record is from RefSeq and is a predicted model, not a curated record.